AUGAAUUUGGCCCUUUUAGCAAAAUGGUGGUGGAGAUACAAGAUGGAAUCGGGAAGUCUAUGGUCUGAAGUAAUAGGCUCGAUACAUGUAAAUCAGAGAAAAGUUAAAUCUAUACCAUUUAAGAAAUCCAUGGUGGGGGUUUGGAAAAAUAUCGGGGAUAUAGCCAAGGAAUUCAUGAAGAAUGAUAUAAAUAUCAACACAAGUUUCAGAAGCAAGGUGGGUUUGGGGGACAAAACUUUGUUUUGGGUCGAUAUUUGGCUGGGCAACGUAACGUUGAAGGAACAAUUCCCAUGUUUACAUCAGCUAUCAACUAAGAAAAAAACAAAAGUCCAGGAAGUAUAUAAAGUCGUAAAUGGGGGAAUCUUAUGGGAUUGGGCAUGGAGUAGAGUCCCUUGCAGUGAUGCGGAAAAACAGGAGAUGGUUAGUCUGAUACACCGUUUACAGCAGAUAAAUAUAGUAAAUAAAGGAGAUGUUUGGGUAUGGAAAUACAACGAGGAUGAAGAAUUCUGUGUAAAGUCGGUUAGGCACACGCUGGAGCGCAACUUGGAUAUAAAUGCAUUGCCGAACUCGUUCUACUGGAACAGCUGGGUUACAAAGAAAAGUUCAAUGUUUGUCUGGCGAGCAAUUGAGGAGAAGAUUCCGUCGGCUACGGCUCUAAGAAACAGGGGAAUGGAUUUGCCGGACGUCACGUGUAAAAUCUGCGGUGAGGAUGAAGAAUUAGCGGUCCAUAUUUUGUUAAAAUGCAAUUUCGCAAAAGGGUAUGGAACGAGGUGGCAAAGUGGACAAAGACGCCGAUGGUGA
This is a messenger RNA of Helianthus annuus (common sunflower), 801 nucleotides long. RefSeq lists its product as uncharacterized. Bases 1 to 801 code for a protein of 266 amino acids. The record is from RefSeq and is a predicted model, not a curated record. The transcript has a single exon. NCBI's taxonomy places the organism in Eukaryota, Viridiplantae, Streptophyta, Magnoliopsida, Asterales, Asteraceae.